AUGAUGGCAUCUGAAAAUACCGAAACUGCCGGCUCUUUGGCCGACCGCAUUACCAAGCCUGAGGAAUCCAAGCCCACAGACACUUCUACCGAGACUCCCAAAGAUGGCGCUGGAACUGAGCUCUAUGGCUCGGAGCUUCAAGAACCUGACUACACAGUCGAGGUUAAGCUGAGUGAUCUCCAGGCCGACCCCAACAACCCUCUGUUCUCGGUCAAGAGCUUCGAGCAGCUUGGACUAGAUGAGCGCAUUCUCAAAGGUCUUUCGACCAUGAACUUCCGCCAGCCGUCCAAGGUUCAGGAGCGCGCCCUCCCUCUGUUGAUGAGCAACCCCCCAAAGAAUCUUGUCGGCCAGUCCCAGUCCGGCACUGGUAAAACUGCGGCCUUCGUCCUGAAUGUCCUCAGCCGCAUCGACACUUCGACCCCCGAGCUACAGAACACCCCCCAGGCACUGAUCCUGGCUCCUACUCGUGAACUUGCACGUCAGAUCGUUGGUGUUAUCCAGGUUAUGGGUCAAUUCCUCGACGGUCUUGCCAUCGGUACCGCCGUUCCCGCUGAUUCUAAUGCUCGCCCGGCGAGAAUGAAUGCCUCGGUGGUGGUCGGCACCCCGGGUACAGUACAGGACAUGAUCAAACGACGCAUCUUUAACCCGACUGGUCUUAAAGUCCUAGUUUUGGAUGAGGCGGACAACAUGCUUGACCAGCAGGGUAUGGGUGAUCAGUGCAUCCGCGUGAAGGCCAUGCUUCCACGCACCAUCCAAGUUGUCCUCUUUUCUGCCACAUUCCCUACACACGUCCGCCGAUAUGCAGACAAGUUUGCUCCCGACGCGAAUGAGAUUGCGCUCAAGCACGAAGAGUUGACCGUUGAUGGGAUCAAGCAGCUCUACAUGGACUGCAAUGAUGAGGAAGAGAAAUAUGCCAAUCUUGUCCAACUCUACGGUCUGCUUACUGUUGGCUCAUCUAUUAUUUUCGUCAAGACCCGUGCUUCGGCUGUCGAGAUUGAAAAGCGGAUGACUGCUGAAGGCCAUACCAUCGCAUCUCUAACCGGUGCUAUUGAAGGUUCCCAGCGUGACAGCGUCAUCGAUGCCUUCCGUAGUGGUACAGCCAAGGUUCUUAUCACUACCAACGUUCUCGCCCGUGGAAUCGACGUUUCCACCGUUUCUCUUGUCAUCAACUAUGAUAUUCCCGAAAUCUACACCCCCAACCGUCCCCGUGAGCCCGAUUUCCAAACCUACCUGCACCGUAUCGGCCGCACUGGUCGGUUCGGGCGUAUCGGUGUUGCCAUUUCCUUUGUGGCCAACCGCGAGGAGUGGGAUAUGCUGAGCAAAAUCCAACAACACUUCGCUUGCCACAUCGACCGUAUCGAUACCAGUGAUUGGGACGAAGUUGAGCGGAUCAUCAAAAAGACCAUCAAGAACACCCGUGCGCAGGCAGGCUUUAACCAGUGA
This is a messenger RNA of Penicillium macrosclerotiorum, 1443 nucleotides long. It is a transcript of the gene dbp5, whose product is annotated as ATP-dependent RNA helicase DBP5. Gene Ontology annotation, biological process: poly(A)+ mRNA export from nucleus. Gene Ontology annotation, cellular component: nucleus; cytoplasmic stress granule. Bases 1 to 1443 code for a protein of 480 amino acids. Lineage: Eukaryota; Fungi; Ascomycota; Eurotiomycetes; Eurotiales; Aspergillaceae. The record is from RefSeq and is a predicted model, not a curated record. Gene Ontology annotation, molecular function: RNA helicase activity; RNA binding; ATP binding. The transcript is spliced from 5 exons.